This is a messenger RNA of Balearica regulorum gibbericeps (East African grey crowned-crane), 1548 nucleotides long. NCBI's taxonomy places the organism in Eukaryota, Metazoa, Chordata, Aves, Gruiformes, Gruidae. The record is from RefSeq and is a predicted model, not a curated record.
ACUCUGCAAGGCUUUGCUCUCCUCAGCAGACUGCAGAGUUUGCUGCAAAUGCAAAACUGAAAUCCAUCUUUGUACCGCCUACUUACCAUCCAGGGGGCUUGUAUGUCUUCUUGCCUUCUGUUUCUUUCCCCAAACCUCUCUUCUCAAAAGGAAGCUCUAUUCUGCUGCUAGCAAUGCAUCCUGAGAGGUGGCUAUGUUGGUAUUACCCUGCUCUCUGUGUGUGGGUAUUCAUGUUCACAUCCUUGAUUAAAGAUACCACAGCCUGCGAAUCAGAGGAACGGUUGUUUCACAAACUCUUCUCCCAGUACAACCAGUUCAUCAGGCCAGUGGAAAACGUGUCUGAUCCUGUCACAGUGUAUUUUGAAGUGGCCAUUACCCAGCUUACAAAUGUGGAUGAAGUCAAUCAGAUUAUGGAAACAAAUUUGUGGCUAAGACAUAUUUGGAAUGACUACAAAUUGCGAUGGGAUCCAAGAGAAUACGAUGGCAUUGAAUUUGUUCGGGUACCAGCAGAUAAAAUUUGGAAACCAGAUAUUGUCUUGUAUAAUAAUGCCGUGGGAGAUUUUCAAGUUGAAGGCAAGACCAAAGCCCUCCUUCGCUAUGAUGGAAUGAUCACCUGGACCCCACCAGCUAUUUUUAAAAGCUCCUGUCCUAUGGAUAUUACCUUUUUUCCAUUUGAUCAUCAGAACUGUUCACUGAAAUUUGGCUCAUGGACCUAUGACAAAGCCAAAAUUGAUCUUCUGAUCAUUGGAUCCAAAGUAGAUAUGAAUGACUUUUGGGAAAAUAGUGAAUGGGAAAUAGUUGAUGCUUCUGGCUACAAACAUGACAUCAAAUAUAACUGCUGUGAAGAGAUCUACACAGACAUAACAUAUUCCUUUUAUAUUCGAAGGCUGCCAAUGUUUUACACAAUAAAUCUGAUCAUUCCUUGUCUCUUCAUCUCAUUCCUGACUGUGUUAGUUUUUUACCUGCCAUCUGACUGUGGUGAGAAAGUGACUCUUUGCAUCUCUGUGCUCCUUUCUUUGACUGUAUUUUUACUGGUGAUCACAGAAACAAUCCCAUCCACCUCUUUAGUAAUUCCCCUCGUAGGUGAAUAUUUACUCUUCACUAUGAUAUUUGUGACUCUGUCAAUUGUCAUCACGGUGUUUGUCCUGAAUAUACAUUACAGGACUCCAACCACACACACAAUGCCCAAAUGGGUAAAAACUGUCUUUCUUAGCCUGCUCCCCAAAAUCCUCUUGAUGCAGAGGCCACUAGAACAGCAGAAAAAAAGCAUCUCCAGAAAAAACAAGAAAGGAUCAGGCAAUGCGCCAGGCAAAUCAAAGCACAGCAAACACAAAGAUGCCAAAUUACACAAGGAGCGGCGAUGUAGUCACUGUGAUAAGGCAACUGAACUCACUACCACCAAAAGAAGACGACUGAGCCAUCAGUCACUGAAAUGGAUGGCAGAGCACAUGGAAUACUCCCCUGAAGUGAAGGUUGUCAUUAGCAGCGUUCAGUUCAUCGCAGAGAACAUGAGAUCUCAAAAUGAAACCAAAGAGGUAAGAAAGACAG